AUGCUGAUUCUAUUACUUCCACUGCUGGCUGUUCUCCUCCCAGGCAGCAACCCUGCAAAUGGGGUCCAGGAACACACCUCCUUCCAAGUAAUCCAGAUCUCAUUCUAUGCUAACCAAUCGUGGGCACAGAAUCAGGGAUCUGGUUGGCUGGGCAAGCUGCAGACUCAUGGCUGGGAGAGUGAAUCAGGAACCAUCAUUUUCCUGCACACCUGGUCCAGGGGCAACUUCAGCAAUGAAGAACUUGUCGACCUGGAGCUGCUGUUUCAUUUCUACUUCAUUGGAUUAACUAAGGAGGUUCAAAACUAUGCCAGUCAAUUACAGUUCAGAUAUCCCUUCACCGUUCAGGUGAGAGCCGGCUGUGAGCUGCUCUCUGCUGAGAGCCCAAGAAGCUUCUUCCAGGUGGCAUUUGAAGGCUCAGAUUUCAUGAGUCUCCAGGACACGACGUGGCUGCCAGCUCCGGAGGGCGGCGAUCAGGCCCAGAAGGUCUGUGACCUAUGCAAUCAGUACGAAGGCAUCAAGGAAAUGGCAAAGAGCCUUGUCAAAAACACUUGUCCCCGAUUUCUCUUGGGCCUCCUGGAUGCAGGGAAGAUGGACCUUCAGAGACAAGUGCUGCCGGAGGCCUGGCUGUCCAGUCGCCCCAGUCCUGGGUCUGGCCGACUGCUGCUGGUGUGUCACGUCUCUGGUUUCCACCCGAAGCCCAUUUGGGUGAUGUGGAUGCGGGGUGAGCAGGAGCAGCUGGGCACGAAAGAAGGUGACAUUCUCCGGCACGCGGAUGGGACGUGGUACCGUCGGGUGAGCCUGGAGGUGGCGCCUGCGGAGGCGGCCGGGCUGUCCUGUCGAGGGAGGCACAGCAGCCUGGGGGACCAGGACAUCAUCCUCCACGGGGGACACGGCCUGUCCAUGAGCUUGAUCGCCGUGGCAGUGAUGGCGCCCCUGGUGCUUCUGGCGGUUCUGGUGCUGUGCUGUAAGAAGCGCUGGUGA
This is a messenger RNA of Heterocephalus glaber (naked mole-rat), 981 nucleotides long. The record is from RefSeq and is a predicted model, not a curated record. NCBI's taxonomy places the organism in Eukaryota, Metazoa, Chordata, Mammalia, Rodentia, Bathyergidae.